Suhomyces tanzawaensis NRRL Y-17324 is the source of this 549-nucleotide messenger RNA. It is a transcript of the gene SCP1, whose product is annotated as Scp1p. The record is from RefSeq and is a predicted model, not a curated record. The coding region runs from base 1 to 549 and encodes 182 amino acids. Gene Ontology annotation, molecular function: protein binding. Lineage: Eukaryota; Fungi; Ascomycota; Pichiomycetes; Serinales; Debaryomycetaceae. The transcript has a single exon.
AUGCAGCCUCAAACCACGAAGUACGACCAGAACGCGUCCACCAACUUGGACCAGGACGUGAACAGCUCACGGCUGGUGAAAUACGCCCAGAACCAGACGGAAAUCAAAGAGUACCUCUACGCAAUACUAUCAAAGGAACACCCCCGGCUCUUCGAGAAGUAUGGCCCUGAUUUUCUUGCAAUUGACCUAGCAGAGCUGCUCAAGGACGGAGAGAUCCUAUGCAAGCUUGGAUCGUUGUUGCCAGCCUCGAAGGUGCCCAACAACCCCAGCACCAAGUUUCGGAGCUCGAAGAUGCCAUUUGUCCAGAUGGAGAACAUCUCGUUCUUCUUGAGCACCUGCGAGCUAGUGGGUUUGCCGCACGACGAGAUCUUCCAGACAGUGGACUUGUACGAGGCCAAAGACCCAUACCAGGUGGUUAUCACCUUGAUGUCGUUCUCGAGGUUGGCCAACAAGAUCGACGCGUCCAAGUUCCCGCAUGUGGUCGGGGCAAGGGCUGCCCGCGUCAAGCCCAACGUCCCCAGCAAGCCAUUCAGACUAAGGACCAAAUAG